This is a messenger RNA of Trichechus manatus latirostris (Florida manatee), 414 nucleotides long. It is a transcript of the gene CST11, whose product is annotated as cystatin 11. The record is from RefSeq and is a predicted model, not a curated record. Gene Ontology annotation, cellular component: cytoplasm; nucleus; sperm flagellum. Gene Ontology annotation, biological process: defense response to Gram-negative bacterium. Gene Ontology annotation, molecular function: cysteine-type endopeptidase inhibitor activity. The transcript is spliced from 3 exons. Lineage: Eukaryota; Metazoa; Chordata; Mammalia; Sirenia; Trichechidae. The coding region runs from base 1 to 414 and encodes 137 amino acids.
AUGGCAAGAGCCUGGCAGGCCCUGCGGCUCCUGCUUGCCACCCUGGUGGCCCUGGUGGCCCUCACCAACCAAGGAAGAAAAAAAACCUUCUUGAAAGUCGAAGAAGUGUCCAUAAGAGAACCCUACGUGGAGGACACAAUACAGUUCAUGAUCAGCAAGUUCAACCAAGAGAAUAAGGACUUGUACAACUUCCGGGUCAUCCGAAUCCUCAACAUCAAGCAGCAGAUUACUGACCACAAGGAGUAUCACAUUGAAGUUGAGAUGCGACGGACCACGUGUCAAAAGUUAGAGACCACAAACUGUAAAUUUCAGGAAGGAGAGCUUUACAAGCAAAUCAAGUGCUUCUUCUCGGUGUUUGUCAUACCUUGGUUUGAAAAGUACAAAAUUCUGAGCAGAAACUGCACCGAUGCCUAG